Messenger RNA from Hypoxylon trugodes, 1826 nucleotides. RefSeq lists its product as uncharacterized. The record is from RefSeq and is a predicted model, not a curated record. The transcript has a single exon. Bases 557 to 1681 code for a protein of 374 amino acids. Lineage: Eukaryota; Fungi; Ascomycota; Sordariomycetes; Xylariales; Hypoxylaceae.
UGCACUUCUCGAUGCCGCGCCGGUGGAUUUGCACCAGGAGAUCACCAUGGAGCAAAGAAGGGGAGGCCAGAGGCAACACCGCGACUUCGCUGGUAUACUGUCUCACGUUGACACGGAAGCCAUCGCCGCCUUAUCUCUCAGCAUCAUGCAGCGCCAUCUCGCAGAGGACAAGAAACGCAAGCCAUCACCGUUGCAGCUACCUCUCGUCAGAGGUCAGUUCUUCGGCUCAGCACAUGUCUUCUAUAUGAUCGAGUUCUACCAUCCACAAACCCGCAAGGCCAUCAAGUGGAUUAUCAAGAUACCAAUCAACGGCACGCCAGACAUAUGGGAUAGGCUGUGCGCUGAGACACUACGGACCGAGGCUCUUGUGCUAUACAGUAUGUGACACUUAGAACUAUUCCUUUGCCCCCCCCCCCUUUUUUUUUCGGUUCCAGACGCCAGGAAUCCUUCCUCAAGCUAGUGAAUGGAUGUGCUGCUUCCGAGACAUGCCUAAUACUGUCCAAGGCCCCUUACAUCUAGAAGUAAUUGCUAACAUUUGUCUUUUUGAGUGCUACGGAUGAAUACUACUGUUCCUGUGCCUGCGAUUAUCGAUGCCGACCCGUCCCCGUAUAACGAAAUACACGCGCCGUAUCUCAUCAUGGAAUACAUGGAGGGCCGAACACUGGACCGCGUCUGGUUCGGGGAAGAUGGCGACGAGAGCAAAAUUAGGGAGACGAGGGCCAAGAUUCUUCGGGGCCUAGCACGAAUUAUGUUACAGCUUGGGAGGUACGAAUUUGAGACUGGUGGGGCGCCCAUAUUUGACGAGGAUGGUGUAAUCAUUGGUGUAGGAACUGUAAGGGAACUUGACGUCCAAGCUAUGGUGCAGCGAUGGUUUGGCGACGAGGAUUGCGAGAAGGCACCAUUAUACGCCGGAGUAGGCCCCUUUCAUGACGCGGCAGAGAUGUACGAGGCACUCUUAGAUUUGUAUCCUAGUGAUGACGAAGCAAACAUAGGAGUCGACAAGCUACUCCGGCUUCUUAUAAGUUUCGUCCGUGAGCCCUCGAAGACGAGGCCUCCCAGCGAAGAGAAGAAAAGAGCAAACAAAAAGAAGGAAAAGGGAUUUGUGCUAACACACCCAGACUUUAGCUUGCGUAACAUCAUCGUCUCCGAAGAAGGGCACAUUGAGGCUAUACUUGGAUGGGAUGGUACGCGUAUCGCGCCAAAAUCCAUCGGCAACGAGGCACUUCCCCGCUGGCUCACUAGGGACUUCAACCCGUUCGUGUGGCGCUGGCGGCCGGCUAUUGAGCUCUGGAGGAAAGGGGGUGAAUACGAGGUGCCCGAAGAAAACCGCUUCGAGGAUGCGCCAUGGGUACAGAGGGAACUCAGGAGCGAGUAUGCGAAUACGCUCCGAAGGAAAAAGAGAAGGAGAAGGUUAGACAUAGAUGUGGGCGUGGAUGUGACGAGACAAUCGUUAUUAGCACUCAACUUAGACACCGCGGCCAGGGAUCCGAGAUGUAGGACUGCUAUCUUGAGGAGGAUACUGGAGAAGUGCUCCCGGAUAUCUGAGGAGUUUGACUUCAAUCAUAUCGUCGAGUUACUUGGCAGCGGGAAGCAUCUAGACAUGUAUAAGCUGCAGUGCUUAGAAAGGAACUUUAGGGAGCUUGUUGAUCAUGGUUAUGUUAGGGGUGGUGCUGCUUGGUAGCUAUCACUAUAUCGAACAGGUUGAACGUUACCCCUAGAGUGUGUUAUGCUAGUUUAAGUGUGAUAAUAAAUAAUAUAGUGGUAAACUUAAGGGAAAUCAUGGAAUUUAUUGGGUUGGGACUUGUGACUUAACCCUGCUAGACUUC